CUUCCCCCGGUCCCUCGGAGUACUCCGGCUGCAAAGCUUCCGCUGCCCGCCUGCCCUACUGCGGAACGUUGCCGGCGAGAGCCCCCAAGCCCCGAUGGAAGAAGACGAAUUAAAUGAAAGAGGGCUGUUUGUAGCUUCUAUUAUGAGCAGAGUUAGAGACUUGAAAAGCAAAUAUAAAAAUGAAGACACCUUUACAGAUGAGCUUAAUUUUACCAAGGUAUCAGCUGAUACAACAGAUAAUUCUGGAACUGUUAAUCAGAUUAUGAUGACUGCAAAUAAUCCUGAAGAUUGGUUGAGUUUUUUACUUAAACUGGAAAAAAAGUAUGUUCCUGAGACUGACACUGGCUUACUGAAUAGAUUAAUUGGCCGUUACAGUCAAGCAAUUGCAGCAUUGUCUGCAGAACAGUAUAGCCAGAAUGAAAGUUAUGCUUGCAUCCUGGUGAGAUUUGCAGAGCUGAAAGCUAUUCAAGACCCAGAAGAGGCACGUGACCAGUUUCAUCUUGCUCGACUGAACUGCAGGAAACUUGCCUUUGUUCAUGUAGCUUUUGCCCAGUUUGAACUCUCACAAGGAAAUAUUAAGAAGUCUAAACAGCUUCUUGAAAAAGCUGUAGAAUGUUGUGCAGUUCCCGCAGAAAUGUUGGAAAUUGCUCUGAAAAACUUAAGCUUACAAAAAAGGCAGCUACUUUCGGAAGAAGAGAAAGAGAAUUUGGCAAUACCAUGUUCACAAAACAUAACUGGAAGUUUCCAGAACAGGAAAAUUGAAACAAGGGAGAUUAUUGGGAGUGCCUCCAACAUUUGUCUGGGGCAGAGAAAUGAAUCUCCUCAACAGACUGAAUUUAUCCCAAGUGGACGUAAACCCUUGAAGCAAUUAAACCAAUCUAACCAGAAGUGCCCUUUUGGGAGAGUUCCUAUCAGAUUAAAAAGUGACAAUGAAGAUGAUGAUGAUACAGAUGAUUCAGUGAAGAUAGAUGUUCCAUACCUGAUUAAUGUCAUAAAGAGGAAAAUAUCUGGUUCAAAAGACAUGAAUUUAAUCAAUUCACCUCUGCUUGAAUCAAAACCUAAUAGAAGUGAUUCAUAUAAUCCAGAAGGCUUGAAGCCUUUGCCAAGUAGAAAACAUAUAGAAGUACAAUUGUGGGACGAAGAGAGCUCAGAAGUAUCUAAUUCAACCAUAACCUUAAAGAAAAAGUACGAUUCCAGUUAUGACGUUAAAAGAAAAGAAACUGAAGUACAUCAUGAAGAGCCAAGAACCAUAGGAUCAGUCUGUCUGGAAAUGCAACAGCAGCGUUCGCUUUCUUUGGAAAACUGCUCAAAAGAAAAUGAGCCGUCCAUAAUAAAUCCUUCUGGAACUAAAUUGUAUCAUCUUGAAGCAAUACAUAAGAAGAACUCAGAGGAAGAAAACCGAUGUUUUGAACAGCCAGUGCUUCAAGUUUUCAAAAGAUUUUCACCACCAGAGACUACUUCAAAGAGCAACAAUCAGACAUUUGUUGGCAUCACUCCAUGCAACAACACGCUGAACAAUUACAUGGCUUGUUUCAGUACUCCUGUUAUAAAUAAUGAUUUUCUUCCGGGGAGUAAAGUGACCACACCUUACAACCAGUUUUCGUAUCUGCAUCCUUGUACUCCAACAACUCCAUUCCAAGUGCAGAGUGGAUUACAGAUUUCAGCUUCUGCUCCUUCGAAUGAAUGCAUUUUUAUUAAAGGAAAAUGGUAUUCAGUGUUGAAACAAAUUGGCAGUGGAGGUUCAAGUAAGGUAUUCCAGGUACUUGACGAAAAGAAGCACCUUUAUGCCAUCAAAUAUGUGAAUUUGGAAGAGGCAGAUCAACAGACUAUAGAAAGUUAUAAAAAUGAGAUUGUUCAUUUAAAUAAGCUUCAACAACACAGUGAUAAGAUUAUCCGACUUUAUGACUAUGAAAUAAAUGAGAAGAGUAUCUACAUGGUGAUGGAGUGUGGAAAUAUUGAUCUUAAUAGCUGGCUUAAAAAGAAAAAAACAAUUAACCCAUGGGAACGGAAGAGCUACUGGAAAAAUAUGUUGGAAGCUGUCCAUACAAUCCAUCAACAUGGUAUUGUUCAUAGUGAUCUGAAACCAGCAAACUUUCUGCUAGUGGAUGGAAUGCUAAAAUUAAUAGAUUUUGGUAUUGCAAACCAAAUGCAACCAGAUGUGACUAGCAUUGUUAAAGAUUCACAGGUUGGCACAGUUAACUAUAUGUCACCAGAGGCAAUCAAAGAUAUGUCAUCUUGUGCAGAGAAUGGAAAACCAAGAUCAAAGAUCUGCCCCAAAAAUGAUGUCUGGUCAUUGGGAUGCAUUUUAUAUUGUAUGACUUAUGGGAGAACUCCAUUUCAACACAUAAAAAAUCAUAUCACAAAACUUCAUGCUAUAAUUGACCCUAGUUAUGAAAUAGCAUUUCCCGAUAUUGCAGAAAAAGACCUCCAGGAUGUCUUAAAGCGCUGUUUAGUAAGAAAUCCUAAGCAAAGAAUAUCUGUCUCUGAAUUGUUGAUUCAUCCUUAUGUGCAUAUUCAAGCCAAUUCACAAACAAGUGAUACAAAAGGAACCACAGAGGAAAUGAAGCGUAUUCUUGGUCAUCUUAUUGGCCUGAACUCUCCUAACUCUAUUACUAGAGCUGCUAGGACUUUAUAUGAACAAUGCAGCAAUGGCGAAGGUUUGGAUGUAUCUGCUUUUGCAAACUCUGGUAAAUCAUAGAGCGAAAAGUGAUAUGUAAAUUGUAAUGAAAAUAUGCUAAAUGCUAGGCAUUGAUCUUGUUUAAAUUAAUUGAUUUUGUCUCUUAAAAUUGGUGUAAUGUCCGUGGUUCAGAAAAAAUGCUUGUCUGUUACUUGCAAGUCAACUUUGUUGUGAAACAGAACGGGCCAUUGAUCUAAUCUUUGAACUGUAAUAUGUAAUGUAAUGGGUUUUAAAGAUGAAAAAUGUAGAGGGUCUCUUGCUGUAACUCUUAAAAUAGUGGGGGGGAAACAUUGUAACUAGUCCAUUCCAAACUGCAAGCCUCUAGAAUUUGUCAUUUGUUAAUCUGGAUAAUUUAAUAUUUUCCCUAUCCAGUAUAGCUCCAAAGAACUUUGCAGAGGACACUGAUAUGCAUAUGUAUGUAAAUAAAAGCAAGUAAAUUGAUAUAUAACUCUUUUAUGUUGCCCUGGAAAUUUUCAGGUUUUGAUUUAUAAUAUGCUGAUAAAAAAUAACAUUGUAAACAAAAUAAAA
Molecule: messenger RNA, 3205 nt
Organism: Eublepharis macularius
Lineage: Eukaryota; Metazoa; Chordata; Lepidosauria; Squamata; Eublepharidae
Gene: TTK
Product: TTK protein kinase
Exons: 22
Coding region: 95-2698 (867 amino acids)
Biological process (GO): chromosome segregation; protein localization to kinetochore; peptidyl-serine phosphorylation
Cellular component (GO): kinetochore; nucleus; spindle
Molecular function (GO): protein binding; ATP binding; protein serine/threonine/tyrosine kinase activity
Source: RefSeq, a predicted model, not a curated record